AUAGUAAUUUAUGUACCUAACUUCAUAGCAUUACGACUAUUAUAGCCUAAAAUUGAGGUUAAGUUAUAAUAUAAAAAUUUUAAAUAUCAAUGUAGUCAAAAGUCUUCUAAUAAACGUUUGAUUUUCUCUUGCAUUUAGAGACAAUAAUUAUAAAGUGACAUUCACCAUUGCGCUGAUGCAAGAAACAGAUAACCUAUAAAAAUCUCUGAAUUUCUGGAGUGUCUGACUACUUGGAAUUUUUUACAUCAAUAUGUCCUUUUCGUGAAAUAUCGGUCAUUUAAAAAAAUGAAUAAAACCAAAACAAAAAAAAAUAAAGUUGAAAAGUGUCCUUCAACUCUAAAUGAUGAUUUGGUUAAAGACGUAUCAAACAAGUGUAUUUUAAACGAAAAACCACCAGAAUUAAAAAAUGGGCUGAUCAAUGGAUUAUCUAAUGUAAAUGAUGCGACUGGGUGCAAAAAAAAUAAUAGAAGAAAGAGAAAUAAGCAGAAAAUAGAUACAAUAGACAAUAGAGAAAAGGAACAGAAUUGCGUUAUUAAACAAAAGGAAGACCAAAGUACAUUAGAAGAAAUUUCCAGUGAAAUUGUAAAUAAUGUAGAUAGUAAAAUUGACCCUAUUACGACUCUAGAUUCAAAUGAAAAUAUCUCUUGUGAUAAACCUAAACUAAAACUGCAGGCGGUGAAUGCAACAAAUGCUCAACCAAGUUCCAGUGAGGUUGAUAUCGGAAUAUUAGAUAGUUUAAAAAUUGUUAGUUUAGAAGACAAAAAGGAUGAUGCGCAGUUGACGGAUAAUCAUUCUCUAACAAUCAAACCAAAAAUAGAUUUUAUACAGUAUGAAUCUGAACAACAGAUGCCAAUGAUCAUGAAAAUCAUACAGAAGGACCUUUCGGAACCAUAUUCUAUAUACACUUACAGAUAUUUCAUACACAAUUGGCCUAAACUUUGUUUCCUGGCGAUGUGUGAAGAUGAAUGUGUAGGAGCCAUAGUAUGUAAGUUAGAUUUGCAUCGUAAAGUGAUUAGAAGAGGUUACAUUGCUAUGUUGGCAGUAGAUCAAAAAUACCGUAAACUCAGAAUCGGUUCAAACUUAGUACAGAUGGCUAUUAACGAAAUGUUAUUGGGCGACGCCGAUGAAGUUGUUUUAGAAACUGAAGUUACCAAUAAACCUGCUCUACAGCUAUAUGAAAAAUUGGGUUUUGUCCGGGAUAAACGACUCUUCAGAUAUUACCUAAACGGAGUGGAUGCUUUGAGACUUAAAUUGUGGUUGAGAUGAGUAUCAAUCGAAUAUGAUCAAACAUGUCAUUAUUGAAUAGUAUGAAUUUUGUAAGAGACUAUGUUUUGUUAGAAUUUAGAAAGUGGUGAAGUAGUUGGAGGUUCGCAAAUUUUAUUAUUGUUGAUGUUUAUUUAUAUUCAAAUUGUUUUCUUUAUUUUUUAAGAAGAUACCAAAAGUUGUCGAGCAUAACGGGUCAAGAGUAAAAAUUUUUCACGAUUAUAUCAAAUUAAAAGAUGUUGAUUUCAAAAUAUUAUUUUAGGAUCUAAAAGUUUUGUUGUUGGUAUGUAGUUUAAUAAUUCGGAAAUGUUAUGGACAUAUCUUUGUUUCACUUUGUGUCUAGUGUCGCGAAUUUUGUGGUUGAUAAUGUUCACUUACGGGAAGGUGGUCUAAUUUGGAUUAAUUUUAUAAUAUUAGCUAAAUAAAAGCUCGAAAUAAGUGUCAAUAACAAUUAAUUAGUAGAAAAGAAACUCACUAAAUGUACUAAUAAAACCGUUUAGUGCCAUACAUAUUUUUACUGAACACACUGUUUACACUACCACUACACCAACACUCACAAUUACAUUGUCUGACGCGCCUUUCGAUAACCAAGUUAUAAUCUUCAGAGACUGAAGGUAAAAUAAACGCGUUAGACAGUGUAAUUGUGAGUAGUGGUGUAAACAGUGUGUUCAGUUACCAACGGUUCCAGAAAUUCCAACCUAGAUAAGUUCAACUGUAAAGCAAUCACACAUUUGGAUUUGUGAACAAACCUCAUGUUGUAAUGAGUCGGAAACACAUGUUUUUAGAAGCUUAAUAAUCCUAAUUAUUAACCGAUGGGAAACAAAAGCAAAGCAAUUAGUUAUUAGUACAUCAUAAAAAUAUUAUUACGAUUCCACCAUCCAGCUCUAACGCAACGUUUGUUGGUAUUCGGAAACAUUACAUGUAAAUCAAAAAUGACUUCUUGAGAUAUUCGAUAUUAACAAUAGAUUAUGUGAUGUACAGUUCUUUUAUUUAUCUUAAGGUGUUUCGUUACAAUUUAUAUAUAAUCAUUAGGGUGGUCAUUAAAAAUUAAAUUUUUUACAACGCCCUCUAAAAAACUUUUUUUUGAUGAAAACACACUUGGAUUUUUUUCUUUAAUUCAAAAUAACCCGUGCCACUAUACAAUCCAAUUUAAUUUUUCGAUAUAAUCUUUUUUUGGAAAUUUUUCAGAAAAAAUAAAAUUUUUUUCGACAUAUAAAAAUUAUAGAACUCAAAUCAAUGAAAAUAACAAUAAACAAAAAUCUAAAUUAAAAAAAUUUUCCAUUUUAUUUAGUAUAUCGAAUAAAAAAAUGAGAGUCUGUUUAGCUUCUAGUUCUGUAUAUGGAUUUGCUUUUUGAACACUCCGUUAUUUUUUAUUGCAACCAGACUUUUUGAUAUUUCCUCAUUAAAAUAUUUUCAGUAAUAUCAGAAUUUGAAGUGAAUCGUUUUGCUUUAAAUCUAAAAGUAGAUGAGGCCAUUACUUUGCGCUUAGAGGUGAAAUGCUUUUAAAGUAUAUCCUUCUGCUUCAGGUUUCAAAGUGGGCUCUUUCGAUUUUGAUGUAGAUUCUGCUUCAGGCUUGGUGAUCACAUAUGGUGCUAGAUGAUCAUCAUCACUAUCAGAAUAACUUUUAUUUCAAGAACUCUCACUUAUAUCUACAUCUGAGAAAACAUUUCGAUCUAUCGGUCAAAUUUCAGAUUUUCUAAAUCUUGUAAUAACUUGUAAUAUUGUAAUUUGCAAUACUGUUUCAUAGCCGUUUAAAUUCUAGUCCUAAAAUUAGAAACACUCCAAAAUAGAAAAUAGUAAAAGCGAUUAGAAUGUUUGAAUAUAGUUAUCUUCACACAGUUGUUUGGACCGCCUGUACCAAUCAGUGAUGCUUCCCAUUGAGCGUCGAUUUUAUUCUCGGGAGUAUAAAAAAAUCGGGUGGGGGUACUUUCAGAACAGACCCUUGUCCUGAAACGUAAAUGAAAUCUUGAAAAAGUUUUACUCUUCACAAAAAAUAGGUUAUGUUAAUUUUUGGUUGGCCUAUAAUACUGAAAAGUUUAUAACGAAUAGGUUUGCUUCCCACAAACUAAAAAUCUAAAUUGGAACGAUAUUUAUUAAUAUGGAAUAAGAAAAAAUAAUGUGUGCUUGAAAUAAGUGUUUCUUUGAUUUCUAUUAUGACGUAAUAUUGAUAUGUCUAUAAAUGUACUAUAAACUUUUUGUAUAUAUUAUAGUGGUCUAAUAUACACUUAUUGUGUUGUAAUAAAAAUUUAAAGAGUC
Molecule: messenger RNA, 3519 nt
Organism: Diorhabda carinulata
Lineage: Eukaryota; Metazoa; Arthropoda; Insecta; Coleoptera; Chrysomelidae
Product: N-alpha-acetyltransferase 30A-like
Exons: 6
Coding region: 286-1266 (326 amino acids)
Biological process (GO): N-terminal peptidyl-methionine acetylation
Cellular component (GO): NatC complex
Molecular function (GO): protein-N-terminal amino-acid acetyltransferase activity
Source: RefSeq, a predicted model, not a curated record